CUUCACCAUCAGCACCUAUAAUUCUCUUCCAUCUCUAUUUCCCACCGCACAAGUGUUCAAAUAAAAGACAAAAAUGCCUUCCUAUCUGCGUGCGUCUACGCUCGGUGUCACUGCUCUCUCGAUUUGCCUCGCCCUGGCAGUCAUUGGCACAGCGGGUCGAAGUCUGCACGUCUACUAUCAUCAGCAACACUCAAACCCUUGGCUUCUCCCACUAUGGCCCGGCCACUUCGACUCGCAAGAAUUGCAACUUUUGAUAGGAUCAUCAUGCGCAGUUGUUGUGCUAAAUGCCAUCCUUGCAGUCGCUCUUCUCGUUCCAGCCCUCCCAUUCAACACCCUCAAUCUCGCCACCACCCUCCUCAGCACCCUUAUCACAGCCCUCACCCUCGCGUUCACAACCAUCAUAAACCACAGAGCCCCAGGAAAAGACACCCUCCAAACCUGGACUUGCCGCUGGAGCAGCAGCCAAACCCUCCAAGGCAGUCCACCCAGCCAAUUCCAAGGGUUGUGCACGAAAACCCGCUUCGCAUACUACACCACCAUUCCCCUCCUACUCUUACAAAUCCUGCUCUUCGCAUUCGCGCUCUGCAACGCCUUCUCCACGCGCUCAUCUUCGCAUCGCCAGAACCGAGCAUUGGAGAAAGUGGGGAGUGGCGAUGACAUGCAGCUGCGCGACGUGAGCAGCACGCGGAACUUGACGUUCGAAGCGAAGCAGGAGAGUGGCAGUGGGCGGAGCCGAAUCUGGCGGGAUGAGAAUGGGUAUUAUGGGGUUGAGACGUGACUUCUGCCCCUACGAUAUUGGUCGAAGGAUGGAGGGGAUUGGUGGCUGUUUCGGGCUUGAUGUAUAGUACUCUUUCGUUACCAGGGCGUUUGUAGAGGG
Messenger RNA from Neohortaea acidophila, 877 nucleotides. RefSeq lists its product as uncharacterized. The transcript has 3 exons. The record is from RefSeq and is a predicted model, not a curated record. The coding region runs from base 74 to 778 and encodes 234 amino acids. NCBI's taxonomy places the organism in Eukaryota, Fungi, Ascomycota, Dothideomycetes, Mycosphaerellales, Teratosphaeriaceae.